Messenger RNA from Agrilus planipennis (emerald ash borer), 941 nucleotides. RefSeq names its product aquaporin-11-like. The record is from RefSeq and is a predicted model, not a curated record. Gene Ontology annotation, biological process: transmembrane transport. Lineage: Eukaryota; Metazoa; Arthropoda; Insecta; Coleoptera; Buprestidae. Gene Ontology annotation, cellular component: cytoplasm; membrane. The coding region runs from base 109 to 924 and encodes 271 amino acids. The transcript is spliced from 4 exons. Gene Ontology annotation, molecular function: channel activity.
GAUUUAAUUGGUUACUUUGUCAAAAAUUAUAUAUAAAAAUGUCAAAAUUUUUAAUUUUUUUUCUCUGUUCGAUACAUAUACUUUGAAGGAUAUUAAACGAUAUGGAAAAUGGAGGCCCUUAUUAUAUCUUGUUCGUUUUUGAUUUUUACAAUACUCUUAGCAAUCACUUCUCGAACAAUGGUAAAAAUGUUGAUACAUGACGGCCUCUUGAAAAGAACUAUUUUGGAAAUGAUUGCGUCAUCUGAGCUGUGCGCAUGUUGUUUUGAGGUAGUUGUCGUUGCGGAAAUAUAUGGCAUAUCAGCCGGAUGUACUAUUACAUUUAUUCUGCUAUUGUGGUGGUCUUUUUCAUGGACAAAAGAAUCUGGUUGUCCUUAUCGGCCCUUUGAAGAUGUCGUAGAAGGUUCUAUAUAUCCGGAAGAAGGAUUAGCAUUAAUCUUAGCUCAAGUUAUUGGGGCUACUUGCAUUUAUUCGUAUGUACAAGCAUUUUGGGAACUUGAACUUACAGAGUUCCAUGCUGGCAGAGACUUAUCGCCUUGUACAACCGACUUGAAGGUAGAUAUUUACAAAGGUUUUUUAAUCGAAGGGAUUGGUACCUGUGUGGGAAGAUUAGUGUCGAGAACUGUAAGCGAUGUGAACGCAAUUACUGCAGGAGUAGUGAGAGCAUUGUGCAUAAUAUCACUUGUAAUAGCAGGUGCUGACUUUACUGGUGGCUACUACAACCCCGCCGUUGCAUCUGCAAUGAAAUUAGGAUGUCAGGGGACAGAUAUUAAAGAUCAUCUUUUCGUUUACUGGCUUGGACCUUUUUUUGGAUGCUUUUUAUCGACAAUUAUUUUUCACCUUAUUUCUAGUCAACAUAAAUAUAAAAAAAGUCCUUCAUCGUUAUCGUUUUUCCCUGAUACUAUACAGUAUGGCUAUUAUAGAUAAACAAUUGUAAUACAAUU